AUGCCGUCCGCCAGCUCAGCCACCCACGACGCAUCAGCGGCACGCCCGCCAUCGUCCGCAUCGAUGCCUGCGCUCAGCUCGUUGCAGCAUGCGUCAUCGUCGCGCAACGAUGCCGACGGCUCAUUACCCGGUCACGGUCUGGAAUUCAUCGCCAAUCAUCAUCGUCAGCACAAUCUCAACGACCCGGCACUCAAGGCGAAUCCAGUCAAGUCACGCCGUUCUUCGCUCCUCCCUUCGGUGCUCAAGCCAAAGUUCAAAAGCGAGUCUCGCCGAUCAUUGAAACCCCCACUUCGAUCCUCAACAUCAGCUGCUGCUGCGCCACUACAGCCACGCAGCUCCAGCAGGUCUGUCCACAAUUACUCCCAAUCCUUGCCCUCAUUCGCUGCUGCCACGGUGCCUCGCCCCAGGCUUGACGCCAACAUGUACGAACCGUCCGUAUGUGAUCCGAACACGGCCCAGCAUCAUCGCUCCAACGCUCAGAGAUCCGCUCCCGGCGCGCACCCAGGGCCUGACAUUGCCGACGGCAUGGAAGCCAAAGCGUCGGUCUUCCGCCCUGCUUAUUCGCCUUCCACGGCUUUGUUGUCUUCUCCUGUUGAUCAGCCCGAAGCGGACGGCUCGAUUUGCUCCUCGAUACACGCAAAGGGCCUCACCUUUGCCUCCAUGCAAGUCAUCCCGCCGGCUUCCUCCUCCCCUACUUCAUUUGACUCGACAUCUGCACCCAACACCCACUCCGCUUCUCGCAGACAACCUCUCCGCAACGCUGCGUUUGUAGAAGAGGAUUUUGCGGGCUCAGAGACGCCUAUCGACAAUUGCAUCGACUCCCCAGCCGCCUCGCAAGGGCACGCAGACCCGUCAGAGCAGAGUAAUGACGUUUCCUCGGUAACCGCCGCUGCCUAUCCAACUCCACAACCUGCAUCUAAUCCCGCACCUCCGAUCAUCACGCGAACCGAUGUCUCGGACGACAACGUCAGCCAUCAAGUCGAGAUUGCAUCCUCUCCUGAUUUGGUCGCAGCAUCCUUCACGCCCUCCGUUACACCUCCUUCGAUCUCGACGUUGGGUGCUAGCGCCUCAGAGACUAGCCUUUACCCGCCAAUCCAAAGACUCCCGCAAUCGGCUUCCGCUCCUGUCAUCUCGCCACGACGCUUUUCAAGUCUGGGUUUUGCGUCCGCGAACAACCUGGCAAACCAGACGGAUCCGCAAAGCUCGUCUUCCGCAUCUCGCACUGCUGCGCGCGACGUUACCGAAGAGCUCGAUUCGCCCAAUUCGCGCGAAUCACGCAGCGUCCGAGCAGAUCGACGAAUGAGCAUGCUCGACUUUCUCGCCGCUGGGCCAAGCGCUGAUGCUUCGCCCCGUCGCAUUCAAGCCAGUCUGUCGGCUGAAGACCUGUCACGCUCCGCACACGACACCUCUUCCCUCCGGGUCAGGCCCUCUGCGCUCACUCCUCCCUCCGUGCCCUUGUUUCAAGCCAGCCGCCAGUUUAGGCUAGGAGCAACCGCAAUGCAGGCUCGUGCCCCCGUGUCCAAGACGUUCGACCUCUGCGAUCAAGUCCGCGUCAGCGUCGAGCCGCUAGUCGAUCGUCUCAACAUGUUUGGCUCCAUGCAGUCGAGUUCCAACUACUCGCUCGCAGGCUCCGUCGUCGUCGAGAUCCCCAGACUCAACAUUCCACGACUCUCUACGGCUGCCGGCCUCGCUCUUGACGGCUCGACCACAGAGUCGCCAUCGGUGCAUGUCGAAUCGCUUACCGUCCGCUUCAUGGGCUACUCUAUCUAUGUCGAUGCUACUGGAAGGUACAACGCCAUCAAGCUGACAGAGACUUUUCAAGAACUCCUCCCGCCAGAAGGGCACUCGUGCAUCGUCGAGCUCAACGAGACCGCAACCUCGACAGUACAGAUCGCGAGCAACGAAGACGAUCAUCAGAAUCUCAAAUACGAGACCGAAUUCGAUCUCUCCGUUCCUGGCUGGCUGCCAGCUUCGCAGCGAUCUCGAUUUGGCGCGACCUUCUACUGCGUCCAGGCAACUGCCAUUGUCCAAGGUCAAGCUGUUCUUUCGGCUCUCUCGGGUUUUGACGGCGAAUUCAGCCAGACUUCACCCAGCCAGUCCUCUCCUCUGAGCCCGCCCGAGUCUCUCGAGUCCGAGUUGCGGGAGACAAGCAUGGGCACAGGCGCUGGCUCUCUGAGAGACGCCAAUUUUGCGACCCCUGCUACAAUCGGCCGGAGCAAGAGCAGAAAGACGUGGCUCAACAAGACGGCAAGACAGCUGCAGCUCCGCACCUCGAAGAAAACCACUGGCACCCAUUCCGAACAAGGCGGGUCGGCCUCCAAUAGUCGUCGCGGCUCCGGCUCCAAGGACGCCCUUCAGAUCCUAGACCGUCAGGAUCCGCUUUUUGGCAAGACGACGGAGGUCUCGAAUCAGGUCAUGCCGACAGACUCGCUAGGCUCGCUACAGCCAGCCAAUUGA
This is a messenger RNA of Kalmanozyma brasiliensis GHG001, 2457 nucleotides long. RefSeq lists its product as uncharacterized. The transcript is spliced from 2 exons. The record is from RefSeq and is a predicted model, not a curated record. NCBI's taxonomy places the organism in Eukaryota, Fungi, Basidiomycota, Ustilaginomycetes, Ustilaginales. The coding region runs from base 1 to 2457 and encodes 818 amino acids.